AACCACAGAUGUGUCGGGUUCAGUAGACUUCUCCUGCACAGCUACAGUCUGGCAGCACACUGAGCCUCAGUCAGAGUCAUGGCAGAUCUAAGCAGGACGGAGAAGGUUGAGCUGCACACGCCGGAGCUGGAGGAGCUGCGUGGAGUUUUACAAUCAGGACUGGAAGCCAACUUUGCUGAAGUUCAGGUGAGUGUUGUGGACUGUCCGGAUCUCACCAAGGAGCCUUUCAAGUUUCCUGUCAAAGGCUUGUGUGGAAAUCCUCGCAUCACUGAUGUUGGCGGUGUACCGUACCUGAUUCCUCUGGUUAAAAAAGACAAGGAAUACAACAUGAACGCUAUAUCAAAGGAGCUGGAGCUGCCGGGAGCCUUCAUCCUGGGUGCAGCGGCCGCCCCCUCCAGGGUUGUUGGAAUGAAUGCAGAGCUGAUGCCUCUGGUUCUGACCGAGGCGCCGGGAAGGUCUGCAGUGAACAGCAGCUACUUCUCCUCCAUCAACCCAGCCGACGGUCAGUGUCUGCUGGAGAAAUACAGCGACAAGUUCUCCGACUGCAGCUUUUCACUGCUGGGGAACCUGUACGCCUGUGAAGGGAAGCCUGGAAAGGUCAUAGAGGUUCGGGCCAAGAAGAGAACAGGAAGUCAGAGUCUGGUGACCGCCCUGAGGACGACUCUCGAAGGUCGCUACCCCGAUAAAAGUCUGGCUCUGGGAGGCACCUUCAUCAUCCAGAAAGGGAAGGCGAAAAUCCACAUUAUGCCGAGAGAGUUCUCGGCCUGCCCCCUCAACACCAACGAUGACGUCAACAACUGGCUCAAGCACUUUGAGGUCAGCGCUCCACUCAUCUGCCAGUCGGUGCUCGUGUCCAGAGACCCUGGCUUGGACCUGCGUGUGGAGCACACCCACUGCUUCAGCCACCACGGAGAAGGAGGCCACUACUACAUAGACACCACACCUGACAGCGUGGAGUACCUGGGCUACUUCAUGCCUGCGCAGUUUGUGUAUCGCAUCGACAGGCCCAGAGAGACCCACGGAGUUGGACGGGAUUGAAACGCUGAAUAAAUCAUGUUGGCAGCACAGUGUCUCUGAUCAUCUGAAUCAAGCAGACAGUAUUCGAUUUAUACUAGUUUGAAUCAUUCGUCUUCAUUUGAAAUCACAUCUUAUAUCUUAUGAAUCACAUCUCUUAGAUACUAAAUCACCACAGAACAUGACAUUUGGAUUGUCUCGGCUGGCCUUUAUUUUUUAGUUGGAGCAUUUGUGCUGUUUGCUUAGACAGAGAAAGCUAUGUUUUGAAAGACCUCCAUGGUCCACCCACCCUUACAGGUUGUGAGGUUGGAGGCUUUGCACCUUUACGACCACCAAGCAACGACUACUGUCUGACAAAUAUGAAGAAUCAAACAUCUGAUAAGCAAUAAAAGGAAUACAGCUGCCAUGAACAUAAGAGGCUACAAGAAACUGGUGAUGGAUUAACUACAAGAAGCUAAAAUGUAGUGAAACAUUUUGAUGCCACCUGAUUAAAUCCAGGAUGGAGCGACAUGUGAGUCAGGGCAAACUCAGCUCCUCCUCAUAAGACACAAACUGUCAUGAUUUCGAUAUGCAUUUACAUUUUUUUCUCUCUCUGUUAUUUUGUCCCUUAACCUCAUGUCUCAUGUAUGAAAUUAGCUGUUAUUGAUUUAUAUUUCAUGCACAAGUUUGAUUCCUAAUGAAUUCACUUUAGUAAAGACAAAUGUUGUUCCUGUCGUCACCAUCAAAGUGUGGCUGCACAAUACCUGACAAUAAAAAGUGUUUUUUAAUGGAACAUAUUUUCUAGAUGCACUGCAGGUGGCAGCAGCUAUUCUUGUGAUUUAUAUUUUUAUUAUGGGCCUAUUGAUGAAUAAAAGCUGAAUCAGUUAGUUAAUA
Molecule: messenger RNA, 1887 nt
Organism: Stegastes partitus (bicolor damselfish)
Lineage: Eukaryota; Metazoa; Chordata; Actinopteri; Pomacentridae
Gene: bkgd
Product: chromosome unknown C11orf54 homolog
Exons: 8
Coding region: 79-1038 (319 amino acids)
Cellular component (GO): nucleus
Molecular function (GO): zinc ion binding; hydrolase activity, acting on ester bonds
Source: RefSeq, a predicted model, not a curated record